Daktulosphaira vitifoliae (grape phylloxera) is the source of this 836-nucleotide messenger RNA. RefSeq names its product zinc finger BED domain-containing protein 5-like. The transcript has a single exon. The coding region runs from base 81 to 836 and encodes 251 amino acids. The record is from RefSeq and is a predicted model, not a curated record. NCBI's taxonomy places the organism in Eukaryota, Metazoa, Arthropoda, Insecta, Hemiptera, Phylloxeridae.
UAAUACGACAGGGGUUCAAAUUUUCGGUUUAUUGGAUGAUUUUUUAACAGAAAAUCAGAUUCCAUGGACAAACUGUAUCGAUGUAUGUACUGAUGGUACAUACAUCGAUACGUGCUAGGGCCACGACAGGUGCAACAACUGGAGCAAUAGCUAAAAUAAAGGAGAAAUCAAAUGAAACUACUAGUAGUCAUUGCAUACUUCAUAGACAUGCUCUAGCAAUGAAAAAUAUUCCUCUUUGUCUAAAAAACGUAUUGGAUGAAGCCAUAAAAAUAGUCAACUUCAUCAAGUCACGUCCUCUGAAAUCUAGACUUUUUAAAAUCUUGUGUGACGACUUGGGAAGUAUUCAUAAUACGUUACUUUUCCAUACAGAAAUCCGGUGGUUAUCUCGCGGUAAAGUAUUAACACGGUUAAUGGAAUUAAGGGCUGAAGUUUCUUCAUUUCUAAUGGACCACAACGUUACAUUAGCUGAAACUAUGAAUGACGUGACUUGGCUUUGUCAGCUAUCGUACUUGGCAGACAUUUUUAACAAAAUGAACGAAUUAAGUCUUUCUUUACAAGGAAGAACUUUGACAAUUUUUGAUGCGAGCUCCAGAGUAUGUGCAUUGAAAAGAAAAAUUGAUUAUUGGUCAGAGUGCAUAUUUAAAAGAGAGCUGGAGUGUUUUCCAAUAAUGCAGGCCUUUUUGGAAGAAAACGAAUUGCAAACUCCCAUUAGCAUUAUUAACGAGAUUUCUGAACAUCUCAAACAACUGAAAAAUUCAUUUAAUAAAUAUUUUCCUACAGAUCGAAAGGUGUUUUUAAAAGACCGUGAAUGGGUAGUUAAUCNCCCUUUAACAUAA